AUGCCGUAUGUCACCUCACAUCAUAUGCCGUAUGUCACCUUCUCACAUCAUAUGCCGUAUGUUACCUUCUCACAUCAUAUGUUGUAUGUCACCUUCUCACAUCAUAUGCUGUAUGUCACCUUCUCACAUCAUAUGCCGUAUGUCACCUUUUCACAUCAUAUGCUGUAUGUCACCUCCUCACAUAUGCCGUAUGUCACCUCACAUCAUAUGCCGUAUGUCACCUCACAUCAUAUGCUGUAUGUCACCUUCUCACAUCAUAUGCCGUAUGUCACUUUCUCACAUCAUAUGCCGUAUGUUACCUUCUCACAUCAUAUGCCGUAUGUUACCUUCUCACAUCGUAUGCCGUAUGUUACCUUCUCACAUCGUAUGCCGUAUGUUACCUUCUCACAUCAUAUGCCGUAUGUUACCUUCUCACAUCAUAUGCCGUAUGUCACCUUCUCACAUAUGCCGUAUGUCACCUCACAUCAUAUGCCGUAUGUUACCUUCUCACAUCAUAUGCCGUAUGUUACCUUCUCAGAUCAUAUGCCGUAUGUCACCUCACAUAUGCCGUAUGUCACCUCACAUAUGCCGUAUGUCACCUUCUCACAUCAUAUGCCGUAUGUCACCUUUUCACAUCAUAUGCCUUAUGUCACCUUAUAUAUGCUGUAUGUCACCUUUUCACAUCAUAUGCCGUAUGUCAUCUUUUCACAUCAUGUCGAUACCAAAAAACAGUUCACUGUUUUGAAUGAUAGAUCACAGGGUGGUAGUAGCCUUAAAGAUGGAUCAGUGGAAUUAAUG
Saccoglossus kowalevskii is the source of this 777-nucleotide messenger RNA. Its product is annotated as extensin-2-like. The record is from RefSeq and is a predicted model, not a curated record. NCBI's taxonomy places the organism in Eukaryota, Metazoa, Hemichordata, Enteropneusta, Harrimaniidae.